UCCCCCCACGCCCAUUCGGCGGAGACUUGCGUCGAGUCGUUUCCUGGCGCCGCGCCGAUGUCGACGUGCGUAGCGUCUGGGACAAACGGCAGCGCGUCGCGUUCUUCGAUUUAGUUUAUUCCUCUCAUCUUAUUUCGCGAGCAAGCAGCGGGCACGUGCGUCGACUCAACGGUGCCAGCCACAUCGGAACGACCGAGGAGAAAUCACCAUCGUCAGUGCGAAGAGUCCGAGCGCGGUUGUUUUUGCGUGGUCGUAGUAGUGGUUGCGGUGGUGUGGUCGUAAAGCGUGUGCGUGGUGUGUGUGUUCAAGCGCGACCCGAAGGCGGCGGGUGAGUGUCGUGGAAAGAAAAAGGCUGGCGGGGUCCGAUCAUCGGGGGUGUGGGUGCCUCGACUCUCUGUCGCGGCCCGGCGACGACGGCGUUUCGACGGGAGAGCAGUCCGCGGACAUGAACCACGGCGGACAGUUCUUCGACCACUGACAGACACGCAAGCGUCCCCCCGAAGUCGUCGUCGCCGCGCUAUGAUGCAGACGUCGAGCCAGCAUGAGGAACUCAAAGCCAUGGGAUACACGCCUUUCGAGGCGCAACUGGUAGCCGACACGGCCUCGGGUCUGGACGACAUCGUCGGUUCGGCCGAGAAGAAGCAAUCCGACGAGACCGGCAUGACGCUGGACGACAUUCUUCUGCAACAGCAGCAGCAGCAGCAACCCAAGAAGGUGCCGCCUCCGAAUGGCAAGAAGACCAAGGGACGCGUCAAAAUCAAGAUGGAAUUCAUCGACAACAAGCUGCGCCGGUACACGACGUUCAGCAAGCGGAAGACGGGUAUCAUGAAGAAGGCAUACGAAUUGUCCACGCUGACGGGCACCCAGGUGAUGUUACUGGUGGCAUCAGAGACGGGCCACGUCUACACGUUUGCCACGCGGAAGCUACAGCCGAUGAUCACGUCCGAUGCUGGCAAGGCCUUAAUCCAGACGUGCCUCAACUCGCCCGACCCACCUCAGGGAACAACAGGUCCACCAGGGCCGGGACCGGACCAGCGGAUGAGCGCCACGGGCUUUGAGGAGACAGACCUCACUUAUAGCGUCACGGAGGACAGUGAGAACAAGGACUCAAAGGCCCUGUUCAACAGCCUCCUCGGCGGGUGCCAAGAUGACAGCGAUAGUGAUGGUUCCAGUCCGGACUCGCCACCAUCCCCAAACAAGGGGGCGAGCACGAAUGGGUCGCCAUCACCAGCACUCAACUCGGUACUUAAUUCAGGUUCUGUGGUGUCUUCAGCCAGCAGUGUCACCAACCCUGCUGAUCUUGCACCCAUCUACCGCAUUGGUGGGCAGUCUGUCGUAUCACUAGCAGGUCCUGUCAGUGGAGGUGCGUCGAGUAGUGGCUGCAGCCCAGCCACGGUCACCGUGUUGCCCGGUUCCCAGUCGUCCCUGGGAACUCUCAUGUACCAGACGCCGCAGGGACUGCUCUACGCUGCCCCGCCGGGAGGCUCCUUGCCCGAAGCUUUGCUGCUGAACCUCAGCCAACCGGUCUCGCUCAAGGCAGAUGGAGACUGUCCCACACAGCAGUACAUCACAAUCCCAGUACCUGUGUCAAUGGCACAGCAACAGGCUAGCACAACAUCGUCAAGCUCAUCAUGCAAGAGAGAACGAACAGGGAAAUAGGCCAGAAAAUUCGAAGCUGAAGCAGAAACCGUGAAAGAGGUGUGCCGUCGUGAUUACGGCAACGGCUUCGUCUCUACAACGUAAAGGAUCAGAGAGCCAGCCUUGCACUAGCAGUGCCAUCAUGACAGUACCUGAGAAGAGCAAAAGCCAAAACAGCCGGCCAAACCUUUUUGCAUUCGGUCAGACUAUGACGACUGUGGAGCCUAUUUUGAAUGCCCAGACUGUUACUUGGACAGCAGUGGCAAUAAAUCUUUUAUGACACGUC
This is a messenger RNA of Dermacentor andersoni, 1924 nucleotides long. It is a transcript of the gene bs, whose product is annotated as serum response factor blistered. Gene Ontology annotation, biological process: positive regulation of transcription by RNA polymerase II. NCBI's taxonomy places the organism in Eukaryota, Metazoa, Arthropoda, Arachnida, Ixodida, Ixodidae. Gene Ontology annotation, molecular function: protein dimerization activity; DNA-binding transcription factor activity, RNA polymerase II-specific; cis-regulatory region sequence-specific DNA binding. The record is from RefSeq and is a predicted model, not a curated record.